GUCGCUGGUGACACUGACUUAUAUGUCACAAGUUGUAGCCAACGCAUAACAUCCUAACAUGUUUUCCUCUCAAUCAUCUUACGAACGGACAGGCAUUUCCUCCUUGCCUUCUCCCUAUCCCUUCUCAGUUUCCAAUGUAUCCCCAGCGCCGACCCAUUAACAACACAAACAUCACAGCAACUUGGACAAACAUACCGUUACAUGUCAAACUUGGCAUUUCACAAGCAGAAAUGGAUGCCCAUCUAGCUUUGCACGCGCACGUGCACGAUUACGAAGAAUGCGAGGGAGUGUGUGAACCAAACUUGAAAUCCGAAGCGGAUGAACAAGCAUGUCUGGACACCGUGAUAGAGACCAGGAAGUUGGCGGAGAGAGAAGCCGUAGAAGGGAAUAGGAAGCAGCGUUCAGAUGGACGUGACUACAAUACGAAAAUGGCGUCGAAUGAGGAUGUUAUGGAUCGAGUGAAGUAUGGACAGAGAGUCCACACUUCCUUUGAGGACCUUGAAGAUAUCGUGAUUCUUGGAAAUGGUAUAGCAACAUUAUCUCGUACUUCCUUCCCGUCUCGUAGGUCGUUAUCCAACGGCGCUUUGCCCCAUGACAUCCUCUCAGUUGUUCUAUUACUCCAAAACGCCUUGCUGGGUGACGGUGAUACGUUGGUACAUGGCGAGUGACAUGCUUGUGGGUAUGCGCAAAGUCGGAAUGAAACUCUCUACGUGUGAAUGCGUAGGUAGUCC
Alternaria alternata is the source of this 731-nucleotide messenger RNA. RefSeq lists its product as hypothetical. The transcript has 2 exons. Lineage: Eukaryota; Fungi; Ascomycota; Dothideomycetes; Pleosporales; Pleosporaceae. The record is from RefSeq and is a predicted model, not a curated record. Bases 135 to 668 code for a protein of 177 amino acids.